Molecule: messenger RNA, 2931 nt
Organism: Mugil cephalus (flathead mullet)
Lineage: Eukaryota; Metazoa; Chordata; Actinopteri; Mugiliformes; Mugilidae
Gene: riok3
Product: RIO kinase 3 (yeast)
Exons: 12
Coding region: 882-2204 (440 amino acids)
Biological process (GO): protein phosphorylation; maturation of SSU-rRNA
Cellular component (GO): preribosome, small subunit precursor; cytosol
Molecular function (GO): protein serine/threonine kinase activity; ATP binding
Source: RefSeq, a predicted model, not a curated record
GCUGCAUCGCGUUUCUGCUCAUUUAACUGGUUUAUGGGGAAGGAGCAGCUUCAUGAACCAAUCACAGCUCUGGACUAAAUGCUGCAUGAUGCAACAUGUCAUUUUCUUCUGGUUUCACUGAUUAAAGUCAUUAUAGGAUUAAACCAACACAAAAGAUUCAGACAAACCCAACAACGUCUAUCUGUGUUCCAGCUUUGAUUCCUCUAGAACUAAACCACUUGGAGAGAUUCUGACUUUUAUAUAGAAACUUCAGAGUCUUGUCUUUAAAAAGAGACAAAGACCAUGAAUGAUCCAACAUGUUCAUCAACAUCAUUCAGUUUAUUUUGGAAGUGUCCUAAAUAGGCACAAAACGACUGAAACUGUAAGAGUUUAAAAGCUUUUUAAUAUGAUCUUUAAAUUCCAGUAAUUUUUCCUUAAAAAGCUUAAAACGUAAAUUUAAAGCUGUUCUUGAACCAUUUAAAGGACAGAAUGGUUUAAUUUUAGUCUUUUCAGAGACUUUAAUGAUCCACAAGGGAAAUUACUUGUCCACAAUAGUUGCACAUGAAACAAAUACUCUUAAAAACCACUAGUAAAAAGAAAGAUAAAAUAAAAGAAAGAUAAAAAAAAAAUAAAAUAAAAUGGGCGUGUGGACUAGAAAAGCAGAACCUGAAGUGGUGCCUCGUCCCAAAUUAGACAAUAAUUCUACAGAAGAUUGUUCCCACUUUAUUUGUUCUGUUUGGCCUGUUCCUCAUUAACAUUCACAGAUUAAACACAUGUUUCAUGUCCACUGUGGAUUUAAAUGAAGGAAUGAUUAACACCUGCCUCCGUGUUCCUGUUGGUGUCUCAGUGCCGACGCUGGUCUUCUUCUCUCGGACGAAGCCGCGGAUACGACCAGCGACCUGAUGCUCGCUCAGAUGCUGCAGAUGCAGUUCGACCGCGAGUUCGACAACCAGCUCCGCCGGGAGGAGAAGAAGUUCAACGGGGACAGCAAAGUGUCCAUCUCCUUUGAGAACUACCGCAUGGUGCAUCCUUACGAGGACAGCGACAGCUCCGAGGACGAGGUGGACUGGCAGGACACCAGACACGACCCCUACAGAGCCGAAAAGCCCCAGACGACUCCGAGGAGAGGAUUCUCUGGGAAGGGCAAGAACAUCACCACCAAACACGACGAAGUCACAUGCGGCCGCAAGAACACAGCUCGUAUGGACAAUUUUGCUCCAGAGGUGCAUGUGGGCGACGGGCUGGGGAUGGACCUGAAGUUAUCCAACCAGGUGUUCAACUCCCUGAAGCAGCACUGCUACAGCGAACAGAGACGCAGCGCCAGACUCCACGAGAAGAAGGAGCACUCCACCGCCGAACAAGCAGUGGACCAUCGCACUCGUCUGCUCAUGUACAAAAUGGUGAACGCCGGUUUGCUCGAAAACAUCAACGGCUGCAUCAGCACCGGGAAAGAGUCGGUCGUCUUCCACGCAGACGGAGGCAGCCUGGAGGAGCAGCUGGUCCCAGGGGAGGUGGUGCUGAAGGUGUUCAAGACGACGCUCAAUGAGUUCAAGAACAGAGACCGAUACAUCAAGGACGACUAUCGCUUCAUCGACCGCUUCAGCAAACUCAACCCACGCAAGAUCAUCAGGCUGUGGGCCGAGAAGGAGAUGCACAACCUGACCAGGAUGAAGAAGGCGGAGAUUCCCUGUCCGGAGGUGGUGCUGUUGAAGAAACACAUCCUGGUCAUGUCGUUUAUCGGCAAAGAUCAAGUUCCUGCUCCCAAACUCAAAGACGUCAUGUUGGGCUCGGAGGACAUGAAGAACGCCUACUACCAGGUCCUACAUCUGAUGCAGCAGCUUUAUCAGGAGUGUAAUCUGGUUCACGCCGACCUCAGCGAAUACAACAUUCUGUGGCACGAAGGGAAGGUUUGGCUGAUCGAUGUCAGUCAGUCUGUCGAGCCGACUCAUCCUCACGGCCUGGAGUUCCUCUUCAGGGACUGCAGGAACGUUUCCACGUUCUUCCAGAAAAGGGGCGUGGCCGAGGCCAUGACCAUGUACGACCUGUUCAACGCCGUGAGCGGACUGAACAUCCCCGUGGGUGAAGAGAACGAGGCCGAGUUCAUAGCGGAGAUCGUGGCGUUGGAGAAGAGGAACGAGGACCACGUGCAGCGGCGCGGGAAGAAGUCGUUCCCCGUGGCCUCGGAGGACGCAGAACCUCCUUUAAAACCUGACGCAGACGACUAACGCCCGGCCGGCCGCUCGCUCUUCACAACCCGCCGUGAGGAGGAGACAAACAGGAGGCGUCUCAGCUGCCUCCAACUUCCUUUACAACCGGCCGGACGGACGGACGGACGCCUCCUCCCGGCUGCUGGGAGGAUUUAAAGCGUUGGAUGCUGGAAGUCAGAAGGACCGAGAUGCACCAACGUGGUUUCCUGAAGCCCAGACUUCACGUCUUAUCCUCCUGCUAAUCAUAAUGAUGACAGUGUGUCUUUGUAAUCAUAGUAAAAAUGCAAAAACAGCAGAGCUCAAACUCCAUUAUUUCCUCUAAAUUCACCGACUUCUGGGUAAAAAAAACGUUCGUUCAUGAGAAGCAGAAGUUUGGUGGAUUUUCUGAGCCUGAUAAUGUUUGAAUAGAAUCCUGCCAGCAAACAGGAGACACAGAUACAGAUGAUUUUAACAGAAUAAAAUAACCCUGAACAUGUUUGGACGGAUUCAAGCUGAAACCUUUUUCUGUUUCUCUGUUGUCCUGUGGUUCAGUUUGUGCAAAUUGAAAUUAUCGCAGAAUUUGAAAGAAAACAAAGGAACUUGUGUUUGCAGCAGGAAAGAAAACGUGUCCUACAAUCAGGAAGUGGUUUCUGGGGGAGUUUGGUCUCUGACUUUUUCUGUAUCUGUUAAAAACUAAUGCCAGGCUGGAGCGUGUUGGUUUUACGGCGAACGUUCAGAUUAAAUGACAAAAACAUGAUGAUUUAAA